Quercus lobata is the source of this 663-nucleotide messenger RNA. Its product is annotated as 60S ribosomal protein L36-2-like. The record is from RefSeq and is a predicted model, not a curated record. Gene Ontology annotation, cellular component: ribosome. Gene Ontology annotation, molecular function: structural constituent of ribosome. Gene Ontology annotation, biological process: translation. The transcript has 4 exons. Bases 107 to 439 code for a protein of 110 amino acids. Lineage: Eukaryota; Viridiplantae; Streptophyta; Magnoliopsida; Fagales; Fagaceae.
CCAUUUUCCUCCUCCGAGUUCGUAUAUAAAUCCAAUCACAACCAAACCCUGAAAACCCUAGCUCCUCUUUUCUCAGACCCGCCUCAAGUCCUCCAAGCUCAAGGUAAUGGCUCCAAAACAGCCAAAUACUGGCCUCUGUGUGGGCGCAAAUAGAGGCCAUAUUGUGACUAAGAAAGAAUUGGCUCCUCGUCCCUCUGAUCGCAAAGGAAAAACCAGUAAAAGAGUCCUCUUUGUGAGGAACUUGAUCAGGGAAGUUGCUGGGUUGGCACCAUAUGAGAAGAGGAUCACUGAGCUUCUUAAAGUUGGAAAGGAUAAGCGUGCUUUGAAAGUUGCCAAAAGAAAGUUGGGCACUCACAAGAGGGCAAAGAAGAAGCGUGAGGAAAUGUCUAACACACUCCGCAAGAUGAGGUCUGGUGGAGGUGGAGAAAAGAAAAAGUGAUCUUACUACCUCAAUCUCAAGUAGAGGGUCUUGUUAUUAGAGUUGUGUUCAGCUUAUUCAAUCUCUUUAGUGAGGCUGUUUUGAAUUUUUAAGUCUUGUUUCAAAUGAGAUUUGAGAAUGCUAAGUACUUUAUUCCCAUUUAUUUUGUUUUUCAGAAUUUAGAUGUGGCCUACUGUUAUGGUAGGACAUUGAUCUUUUAUUAAUGUUGUUUUACAGUUAGCUUU